AUGGACCAGGAAACGCCAACCGCCGAUCCACCGCGGGGCUCCCAUGAUGUGCUGGUUGUGUUGACCUUGCUACUCCUCAACUUCAAGACUUCUCGAUUGUUCAAAAUCAACCCGAAGCCCUUCAGAGCGGUGCGUGAUACGCGUCGGAUCGAUGGGGCUGAGGCCAAGGACGCCGAUCACCCGGCAAAUCCUCGCGUGGACGCUUGCUGA
This is a messenger RNA of Penicillium alfredii, 210 nucleotides long. RefSeq lists its product as uncharacterized. Bases 1 to 210 code for a protein of 69 amino acids. NCBI's taxonomy places the organism in Eukaryota, Fungi, Ascomycota, Eurotiomycetes, Eurotiales, Aspergillaceae. The transcript has 2 exons. The record is from RefSeq and is a predicted model, not a curated record.